Molecule: messenger RNA, 1947 nt
Organism: Tetranychus urticae (two-spotted spider mite)
Lineage: Eukaryota; Metazoa; Arthropoda; Arachnida; Trombidiformes; Tetranychidae
Gene: Got2
Product: glutamate oxaloacetate transaminase 2
Biological process (GO): biosynthetic process; L-aspartate catabolic process
Cellular component (GO): mitochondrion
Molecular function (GO): pyridoxal phosphate binding; L-aspartate:2-oxoglutarate transaminase activity
Source: RefSeq, a predicted model, not a curated record
AGAUGGCGCUUGUCUCUGUAAUUUUAAGACUUGGCAAAGAGAUUGAAAUCCUCUGAAAAUCAUAUUGGAUCAUUAAAUCUAUUUUAGAUUUAAAUCAAGUUAAUCUGUUAAUUUGUUGUUUCAUUUAAUUUGUUUCAUUACACCUUUCAUUCUCAUCUAAUAUAUUUUUUUAUUGUUACAAACGAAAAUCUUGUGCAAAUUUUGUUAACAUGUUGAGUAAAUCAGCUAAUUUAUUUGCCCUUAGAGUGUGUAAAAAUAAACUAUGUUUACCAAAUUCGCUAACCUCCAAGUAUUCCAGCUGGUGGAGUGGAGUGGAAAUGGGCCCACCGGAUGCCAUUUUAGGAGUUACUGAAGCUUUUAAGAAGGAUCCAUCGGAUAAAAAGAUGAAUCUAUCAGUUGGAGCCUAUCGUGACGAUGAUGGUAAACCUUUCAUUUUACCCUGUGUUAAGAAAGCUGAAGAAAUAUUGUAUAACAAAAAUUUAGACAAAGAGUAUGCUGGAAUUGCUGGCGUUCCUGAUUUUUGUGCAUCUGCAGCUAAAUUGGCUUUUGGUGAAGACAGCCACGUUAUUAAAGAAGGAUUGAAUGCAACAGUUCAAGGAAUCUCCGGUACAGGAUCACUUACCAUUGGAGCUCAUUUCUUAGCUCAAUUUUUCCCUGGAGUGAAAGAGAUUUACAUGCCAACACCAACUUGGGGAAACCAUAUUCCAAUCUUUAAAAGAGCCGGUCUCACUGUUAAACAGUACAGGUAUUUUGAACCCAAAACUUGUGGAUUCGAUUUUACCGGUGCUUUACAAGAUUUAGCUAAAGUUUCUGAAAAGUCAAUUGUUCUUCUUCAUGCCUGUGCUCACAAUCCUACGGGAGUUGAUCCUAAGCCGGAGCAAUGGAAGGAAAUGUCAAAAGUAAUCAAAGCCAGGAAUCUAUUCCCAUUCUUCGAUAUGGCUUACCAAGGAUUUGCCACUGGUGAUAUAACUCGUGAUGCCUAUGCCUUACGUUUGUUUAUUGAAGACGGUCAUCAGGUUGCGCUGGCUCAAUCAUUUGCCAAAAAUAUGGGUUUAUAUGGUGAAAGAACUGGUGCAUUCUCCUUGGUGUGUUCCUCCAAAGACGAAGCAGCGCGAGCAAUGUCACAGCUUAAAAUUAUAAUCAGACCAAUGUAUUCUAAUCCACCAGUUCACGGAGCUCGUAUUGCGUCUACGGUUUUAAAUGACCCAUCUCUUAGAUCAGAAUGGUUAAACGAUAUUAAGAUCAUGUCCGAUCGAAUUUUCGCCAUGAGACACAAACUUAAAGAAGGAUUGCAACGCGAAGGAUCAAGUAGAUCAUGGGACCAUAUUACUGAUCAAAUCGGAAUGUUCUGUUACACCGGAAUGACACCUGAUCAAGUUGAAAGACUUAUCAAAGAGUUUAGUGUUUAUUUAACAAAAGAUGGUAGGAUUUCUGUUGCUGGUGUUUCAUCUAAAAAUGUUGAUUACCUUGCUCAUGCAAUGCACCAAGUUACCAAGUAAGGUCAAUGUUUUCGUCCAACAGUUAUCUUCUCUUGUCAUAAUCAUCCUAGGGCAAGGCUUUCUAGUUUGAGUAAAAUAAUUAUCUUAUUAUUUGAAACAUUUUAAGCCUGUUUUAUAUGAUUUAAGUCAGAAAGAAAUCAAUCUGAUGAAAUUUUGCUUUUUUCUUCGGUUUAUUAUUUUAUGUUGAUUAUGUUAAGUUGCAGAAAAUGAAGUUUUUUUCUCAUUCCAAUAGGAGUAAAAUUGUGGCCUACAAUCUGAUUCAAUUUUUAUCAUCAUUAUCCUCCUCAUAGAAUCAUUACCAUAACUUUUGUUGCAUUAUGAGCUUGUUAUUUUCACAAAGAACAAAAAAUUAAUUGAUAAAUAAGACAACUUUAGCUAUUUUUUAAUUGUUCUAAUAUUGUAAUUGUAAUUUCUUGGGUUAUACAUAAACUAACUUUUGUCAUUAUAU